Molecule: messenger RNA, 708 nt
Organism: Rotaria sp. Silwood2
Lineage: Eukaryota; Metazoa; Rotifera; Eurotatoria; Philodinida; Philodinidae
Source: the annotation of a GenBank genome assembly
AUGUGUUCAUCUGAUUCAUUAUAUAUUGGUGUUUCUGCUUACAAUCGAUCUGUAUGCAUUUGUCCUAUUAAUAAAUUUGGUUAUCAAUGUCUCCUUCUCAAUAAAAUUUGUGACAUGGACCAGAAUUUAACAUGUCAAAAUAGUGGACAAUGCAUUCCUGCUGAUGAAUAUAUGAUAUCGAAUAAAAGAUUUAUAUGUAUUUGUCCAAAAGGUUAUAUUGGUGAUCGAUGUGAAAUAGUUGAUAAUAAAAUGAUUUUAUCAUUUCGAAACGAUAUUGUUUUAUCUCAAUCGAUAUUUAUUCAUUUCAUUCAAAUUGUAAAUGAUAGUACACCGAUUAGAACGACUGCUUUUCGAACAAUUCAUCUUACACAACAUUUACUUUCUAUUUAUUCGUCACAACCAUUUCAUCUUAUUUUCAUUGAACUUCUAAAUAAAAUUUAUUAUUUAGCUGUUAUUCAAAACACUUAUAAGCGAUUAACAACAAUUACUAAAAUGAUAAAUCCAUCAGAUUGUUGUCAACAUAUAAAUGAAUUAUUUAAUGAAACAUUUGUUAAAAUGCAUCUGAUUCAUCGUAUCAAAUAUUAUCAUUUACCAUGUCAAAGAUAUUCAUCGAAACUUUCUUGUUUUUAUGAUGAUAGUCAUAUUUGUCUAUGUUAUGAUUAUGGGCAAAAACGUUUAGCGAAUUGUGGGUGUGGGUAUGGUUUUUGA